AUGUGGGAGCCCUGGCUCUCCCAGCCCCAGGCUGUGGAGAGGGUGCUGCGGGGGCUGCUUGACAUGCUGAUGGACCCGCUGAUGCGCCAGACUUCCACCUUCACCCAGGAUGAUGCAUGCAUCCUCUCCCUGGCUUCAACCAGAAUGAUAACAAAGAUCCUCGUGCAGCCCACCCACCCGCAGGUGGUGGAGGCGAUUUUCCCCCGGCUUUUCCUGGCACUGCUUCUUCAAGUGCCUUUCGCCAGGGAGCUGAUAUUGCAGGAGGUGCAUAUCUUCUGGCAGGAGGACGAACAGGAUCCGCUCACUCCCUUGAGGUCCCUGGUGUACUCCAUGAGACUACUGCUCUGCAGCAUGGGCUUUGAGGAGCAGGUGCUGGCCAUCGAGGUGCAGGGUGGCUGGGAUGCCCUGCUCCGCACUGAGACCCACCUCUUGGGAGUGUGCAUCAUGGCCAGGGAGAUGACAAAGACCCCAAAACACCUGUGCUCCACCAUCUUCUUCUGCCUGGCAGAGCUCCUCAGUGUGGAGGACCCCAUCCAGGAGAUGGUCACCAUGGCCUUUCUGAUCGAGAUGCUGGGCUGCACCAACCUCAACGAAGAGCAGGACCAUGCCCUGGAAAUCUUCGCCACCUAUCUGAAGAGCCAGCAUCCGGAGAUGCCCAGACUGGUGCUCAGGGGCAUCCUCACGCUCACUGAGAGGCCAGACAUAGCAAAGAAAUCCCUCGUCCUGCUGCCUAUCGUCAUGGAGCAGCCAGAGGAUGGCGACGGUGAUGCCAGUGACAUGGUCCUGCCCAUGCUUGCCAACAUGCUCUGGCUCCAGGAGGUGACGGAGUCCAGCCGCACUGCGCUGGCGCUGGCUGACAAGCUGCGGUGGCUCUUCGACAACGAGUCGGGCACUGAUGAGAGCAUGGCCAAGGCCUCCCAGGAAGCCCUCUGCAGCGCUGGCCGGUUCCUGAAGUGGAGGCAGUUGGUGCAGCUGGUCGAGAAUGCGCAGGCGUGGAAGAUUGGUGAGUGCCUGCUGGCCAGGAAGAAGAGCAGGGCCAAGGACUACCUGCACCAGAGCCAGCACUACCUGCAGAACCCACAGGAGCUCCUGUGGCAGGAGGCUGUCAGGUUCCUCGGUCUCUUGGGAUGGCAGGUGCUGCAUUGUGAGAUGAAGUACAUAGAGAAGCCCUCCAAGGCACCAGCAAAGAUCCCAGCCCCACAGUCACCUCCCUGGCGAUUCAGACACUCCACAUCCUCGAAGCAGGAGGAGGAGGAGGAGAGCCCAACUCGAGGCUUAACCUGCAAUGGCUUCGCUCGCAGCUGCAGAAGGCACGGUGGAGGUGGCACCCAGCCCCCAGCGAGGCCUCUGCUCAGCGGGUGCUGGUGCCUGUGGGGGUAG
Tauraco erythrolophus (red-crested turaco) is the source of this 1380-nucleotide messenger RNA. NCBI's taxonomy places the organism in Eukaryota, Metazoa, Chordata, Aves, Musophagiformes, Musophagidae. The record is from RefSeq and is a predicted model, not a curated record.